Cordyceps militaris CM01 is the source of this 465-nucleotide messenger RNA. RefSeq names its product Bladder cancer-related BC10-like protein. NCBI's taxonomy places the organism in Eukaryota, Fungi, Ascomycota, Sordariomycetes, Hypocreales, Cordycipitaceae. The transcript is spliced from 2 exons. The record is from RefSeq and is a predicted model, not a curated record. The coding region runs from base 1 to 465 and encodes 154 amino acids.
AUGUUCUCCCGGACGAAUAGCGACCUACCUAGUUGGCUUCCCCUCCUCUUUAUACCGACCAACGCAUCGCCGGCCUUCAUCUUUCUCUUCUUCGUCUGCACAUAUUUUCUACACCGUCCGUGUGUAUACUGCAGCAUAUUGCUCAUUAUCCUAUUUCUCACGAGUUGCAACUGGUCCGACAGAUGUUUCUUCGACUACAAUAGCAACUGGUUCCUGCCGCGGUCAAGUAAUCCGCUGGAGGAAGCCUCCUCGUGUACUAAACUGAACUGCUCUACCUCACAAAACGGCGACGCAGACUUGUACAAUGGGGCCGUAUUCCAGAUUCUCAAUUCCACGGCAGCUACGCUCGCAAAUGUUGCGGUAUCUAAGCCGGAGUGGACGGGUUUGGGGUUAGGGUGGCUUAGAAACCUCCUCGGACAACGCGAGUGGCAGAUUGAAUGUAUGGAUAUCUAUAUUCGACUAUAA